This is a messenger RNA of Rhinichthys klamathensis goyatoka, 1640 nucleotides long. It is a transcript of the gene gskip, whose product is annotated as gsk3b interacting protein. NCBI's taxonomy places the organism in Eukaryota, Metazoa, Chordata, Actinopteri, Cypriniformes, Leuciscidae. The record is from RefSeq and is a predicted model, not a curated record. Gene Ontology annotation, molecular function: kinase regulator activity; protein kinase A binding. The transcript is spliced from 3 exons. Gene Ontology annotation, biological process: regulation of canonical Wnt signaling pathway. Gene Ontology annotation, cellular component: cytoplasm. The coding region runs from base 20 to 667 and encodes 215 amino acids.
UAUCUAUAUUCAGCUGGAGAUGGCAGUCUUCAGGCGCAUUAUAAGUCAGGUCGUGAGAAAGCAGCAUCUCUGUGUGUCUGCUUAUAAGGCUAAUGAUGGUGUUUACAAACACGCUCGUGACUGCGCACUCUCGCGCGCCGCUCCAUGCGCGCGAUGUGUUCACGAGCAUCCGCGCUGCGCAGUCACUGCGCAGAUCACGCGCUCAGUUACCAGAAUUGUUUUUACUACGGAUUGGAAUAGUAAAAGCACUUUAUUUUUGGUGGGGAUGGAGGUGGACUGUACGCCUGAGGAGCUGUGUAAGUGCUCGUAUGAGGAGCGCUGUGUGGAGCUGGGAGAGGUGAAGGACAUGAGGCUGGAGGCUGAGGCGGUGGUCAAUGAUGUGCUCUUCGCGGUCACAGACAUGCACGUCUCUCACAGUCUCACCAGCGGACUAGAUGUGGCCUAUAUAAACGUGGAAAUCAGAGAGGGAACCCGCUACUGCUUAGAGCUCACCGAGGCAGGGUUAAGGGUGGUGGGCUACAUCUUUGAUCAGGUGGACGAGGGCUUGAACACCCAGUAUCAUGAGACUGUUUACUCACUGCUGGAUUCCCUCAGCCCUGGAUAUAGAGAAGCGUUUGGAAAUGCUCUGCUACAGAGACUGGAGAGGCUCAAACAAAAUGGACAGUGAGGGGUUCAGUAUCGUUCAGAAUAUCUUUGCUUGCUAACGGUUCUAUCAAGUCCUGCGCCGCUCUCAGCUUAAAGCAUCAGUGGUACCUUUAUCAGUUUUUAGCCUAUGAUAUGUUUUAACAGACCGUCUUGGUGUUCAUUUGACAAACUGACUUGCCUGUGAUGUUUUAAAGUAUUUUACUAUAAUUUAGAGAGGUAUCAUUGGAGGCAAUGCUAUAACACAGUGGGCCCAGAUGAAUACUCAGUUUUUUUGUUUUGUUUUUUUAACGUUUAGGCAAGUGGAAUAACCCUCAGAAAUAGCCAUGUGCGGUUUCAAAGACUAUGGGUAAAUGUUUGAACUAAAAUCUUUUAUGUUAACAUACAAGUGAUAUUAUUUUGUAUUAACUGGGUCCUGCAAAAUGAGUUUUAGAGCUCCAUACUGUUCUUCCGUCAGCAUGGUUCUUUAAAGUAUUGUCAUUAAAAACAUAUCAGAUGCCUUACUACUUUCAUUCAAAUGUCUAGUUUAACCUGUCUACAGGAAAGUGGUUGUCUGAAAAAAAUAUCCUGAUACAUUCACUUUCUUCUCUUCGCUUGCUAUUGAUAAUGUAUCAAACUCCAUUUGUGACUGUAAGGAUAUGUCUAUUGCUUCCUUGUUUUCUUUCUUAAUCUGUCAAAAACAGGAGAAAGGACUGAUGAGCCAAAACAUGGUGGUGAUAUCCAUCCACCUCCACCCCUUUCAAAAAAAGCAUUUUUGAAGAAAAUGAAGACAUUUGUCAUGCGGUUUCUUAAAAAAAGGUGCAUUUUAGCACUGAAACCGAAGCUUUAUACUUUUAUUGAUUUGAUUUAUGAGUCGAGCAGAAUCUUUCCCCGCAAUUUCAUUACAGCAUGUUUGUAUGGAGGUCAAUGCUCAGCUUUUUGUUGUAAUGAGAGGGACAUUUCUUGUGGUUUCCUAUAGUUCUAUAUCAUAUCAAAUGAUAUGUAUCGGCAUUUAUAAA